Molecule: messenger RNA, 2204 nt
Organism: Uloborus diversus
Lineage: Eukaryota; Metazoa; Arthropoda; Arachnida; Araneae; Uloboridae
Product: serine/threonine-protein phosphatase 2A regulatory subunit B'' subunit beta-like
Exons: 17
Coding region: 56-1699 (547 amino acids)
Biological process (GO): protein dephosphorylation
Cellular component (GO): protein phosphatase type 2A complex
Molecular function (GO): protein phosphatase regulator activity; calcium ion binding
Source: RefSeq, a predicted model, not a curated record
UCCUGAGCCUUUGAGAGAGGCUCUGCAGAGAGGGAGCCAUAAGAGGACACUUUCAAUGGAAGGUCUUUUGGAUGUUCCAAGUCCGUCUAUACCACAUCCAAAACUAACAACAGCUCAGAAACAACAUAUAAAAGAACGUUCUUUAUCACCUACCGAUCGUCAUUCUCAUAUGCCUAUUCGUCCGUUUUUGACUAAAGGAUCCGUGGCAGAACGAGUGCUGCUUUUUGAGUGUUGUCCCGAUAGAGCUCUUGAAAGAACUUCAAAAUCGCCCGUCAAGCAAUUACUUAAAACUGUUAUUUCACCUCAAAAGCCAAACUGUGAGCAUAAAACAUUAAAUAGAAUUAUACGCUGGCAUAACAACUUCCAAAUACCAAAAUUCUAUUUCCCAGAUGGAAAGCCUCGAACGCCUCAGGAAAUUGACACCCAUUUGAAAAAGGUUGCAGCAGUGUUCUCCGGGUUGAAUGAAGGAAAAGCUUCUAGGGAGGAAUUCGGAAUCAUUACCAAGGCGUGUGGAUUACCUCUGUAUUGGAAGCUGCCAUUGUUCCUAGCAGCACGAGGCGAGAAGAAAUCCGCGAUCAGCUGCGAAGCGUUUCUCGAAUUCUGGAGAAGAGUUGUCAACACUUGUCAUGACGAGUCAUCAAAGUUUAUACAUGUCAUGACUCGAGGCAAGAGAAAUUAUCUUAUAAGUGACGACUUUUUCCCCAUGAUGCAAGAUGUGAUAGAUUCUCAUCCAGGGCUUACUUUCCUUAAAGAAGCAACAGAAUUCCACUCCAGAUAUAUUCACACGGUCAUUGCUAGAAUAUUUUACUGUGUCAACAGGUCGUGGAGUGGACGAAUUACUGCUGCAGAGCUUAGAAGGAGCAACUUCCUGCAAGUUUUAGCAACUCUUGAAGAGGAAGAAGACAUAAAUCAAAUCACAGAUUACUUCUCGUAUGAGCAUUUCUAUGUGAUAUACUGCAAGUUUUGGGAACUGGAUAAAGAUCACGACCUUUAUAUUGACCAGAAUGACUUGAAACUGCACAGCGGAGGAGCUUUGUCGACGAGAAUCAUCCAAAGAAUAUUUUCUGGAGCUGUUACACGAGGUACAAAACAAAAAGAAGGCAAAAUGAGCUAUGCUGAGUUUGUAUGGUUCCUUAUCUCCGAAGAAGACAAAAGGCAUCCAAGAAGCAUUGAAUAUUGGUUUCGCUGCAUGGAUUUGGAUGGUGAUGGUUUUCUUUCUAUGUAUGAAUUAGAAUAUUUUUAUCAAGAACAACUGCAAAGACUAGAUGCGCUGGGCAUUGAAACAUUACCUUUCAACGAUUGCCUUUGUCAGAUGCUGGACAUCAUUAAGCCAAAGGUUCCCGGUAAAGUAGCUUUAGCCGACCUCAAGAAGUGCAAAAUGACGCCAAUAUUCUUCGAUACUUUCUUCAAUCUUGAAAAAUACCUUGAUCACGAGCAAAGGGAUCCAUUCGCUUCACAAAGAGAACAUGAUGGGGAUGGACCGGAAAUGAGUGAUUGGGAUCGCUUCGCGGCGGAAGAAUACGAACUUCUCGUUGCCGAAGAAGGGGCAACAGAACAGCAGGAUGAAUUAAUGUUUGAGGAAUACGACGACGAAUUGUCCACGAAUUUGGACAAAUUGUCGUCAAGCAAAGCUUCUAGAUCAGUCGAAAACGAAGAUGAUGAAUAUGAUUACGCUGACUCGGAUGACUAUCACUACUGAAGCAAUUUGUUUCGUCAAUGAGUUCAAGAUUCAUUUGAUAAGAAAAAAGCGUUUCUUACAAAAUACCUUUUAAAAUGUUUUGCUGAAAGAAUGUAGUGUGCGAUUCUGUGUAUGUUUAAGAAGGGGUUUUUGUGGGUGCGUUCCACAGAUGCGCGAAGUCUGAAUGUGAGAACAUUUGAUUAGUUCUCACAUUAAGUUAUAAUGAGUCAGAUUGAACUCAGAGUGAAUUCUGUUAUGAUGAUGAUGUUAAUCCCGCCUUCUUUAAAUCAAAUUUACGAAUGAUGUUAUAUUUGAAUGUACAGGAGAAGAAUGAUAAGUAGCUCUUGAGCAUAUGAAGUAUUUUUUCUUGCUAUGAAGUAUUUUUGUAGGCUAGUGUUUAGUUGAAGUCGUCUGAAAAGUAGUGUUGCCAGCAACUAUUAUUGUUUCAAAAAUAUUUAUGUAACAAUUGAAGUAAUCUAAGAGAUACAUCUACAUUGUAAGUGUAUGUGCCUUUUCUCAAAAAAGU